Messenger RNA from Fusarium graminearum PH-1, 2199 nucleotides. RefSeq lists its product as uncharacterized. The record is from RefSeq and is a predicted model, not a curated record. The transcript is spliced from 3 exons. Gene Ontology annotation, molecular function: NADP binding; flavin adenine dinucleotide binding; N,N-dimethylaniline monooxygenase activity. The coding region runs from base 1 to 2199 and encodes 732 amino acids. NCBI's taxonomy places the organism in Eukaryota, Fungi, Ascomycota, Sordariomycetes, Hypocreales, Nectriaceae.
AUGGCCAAGACGGUCUGCAUUGUUGGACUUGUUGCGGCCAAGACGCUAUUGCACAAUACUGCUCCUGGCGAGUUCAAGGUCACUAUUUUCGAUGCUCAGAAGGACAUCGGAGGUCUUUGGCCAACGUCCAAGACAGACGAUGGACGCCAGGUUCAUCCUUUCAUGUGGUCGAACCAGAGCAGACAUACAAUGCAGUUCAGUGAACUUGCUUGGGAAGACAGCGACCCUCAACUCCCACAGGGUUGGAUGGUUGGAAAGUAUCUCCGCAGAUACCUCGAGCGCUUCUUGACGAAUAAUGAAAACUUCGAAUUGAAACUUGAUACUCGGGUUGAGAGCGCAGAACGUCCGCAAGGAGCGGUCCAUGGCUGGACUGUCAACGUCAAGUCAGAUGUUGGGACUGAGACACAGAGCUUUGACUACCUCUUGGUUGCUUCUGGUUUCUUCGGAAAACCGAUAGUACCCGAAAGUUUGGAAAACGAGAAGAACAUUCCAGUUAUUCACAGCAGCCAUUAUAGAGACGUCAAGAGCCUGCUGAAAGGCCGGUCAGGCGGUGGAAAAAUUCUUGUUGUGGGAGGACAAAUGUCUGGUGUUGAGAUCGCAGGAACAAUUGCUGCGCAUCUCUCAUCUGAGACCAAUUCACCCGAUACAUCAAGUAUUACGGAUGCCGAUAAAUACAGUAUCCACCAUGUCAUUCAGCGUCCGAUCUGGGUUUUUCCCCUCUACACCAGCCCCAAGCCGACAAACAAAGCCGCUCCUUUCCUGCCGCUCGACUUUUCGUCUUACAACCUCAAUAACCGACCCAAACCUCUGGCCAACACACAGGGACACAUCCCUGAAGAAACAGCCAAGGUUGUCCAUGGGAUUUACAAGGGCGUUAUUGGAACCGACCAAUCUGAAUUUUCUCCUUUGCUCAAAACUGAUGGCACAAACGACGACAAACAACCCUACCUAGCUGUUAGCGAAUGGUACACUGACUUUGUCCGAUCUGGAUUGAUUACACUAUCAAACGGCAAGGUCGAAACCCUUGAAGGCUCUACAGCAAUAUUGUCCGAUGGCACAAAGGUUGCGGAUGUUGCAGCUGUGGUGGCAGCGACUGGAUUUGAUGCUUCACCUUGUAUAAGCUAUCUCCCCAGCGAUGUACUUCAGGCACUUCAGUUCUCGCCAAAGCACAUUGAUCAGCCUGUUGCUUUAGCUUUCCAUGGAACUCACCACCCACAGGUUCCUGACUUGGGCUUCGUCGGUUUCUAUCGAUCACCAUACUGGGGUGUCAUGCAAAUGCAAGCUCGAUUUGUAGCGGCACUGUGGUCAGAUAAUGUUUCGCCGGGGCGCAAUUCCGAGGUCUUCAAGUGCAAACUUCGUGAUGAUGUGUCCAUCCAGCGAACUCUCGACCUACGAGAUGACCCCCGUGUAUCUCAAUUCCCGAUGGGAGACUACCCUUACCUGAUGAACGAAAUUGCAGAAGCGCUUGAAAUACAAAUCAGUGAACCUCUCACACCACCGGUUCUUGAGCUACCACAUAACAACCUUCCUUUGGAUAUGCUGACGCCAGCACGGUACUCAAACCCUAGCGAUGACCAAGAAUCGAAGGACGCCGCGACAACAUCGCUAGAACAGACAAGAAAAGAUGCGACUGACGGCCUUACAACAUCCAGGUUCGUGGCUCACGCUGUAUUCCGAAGCCUUCUCGGUACAUGGAAAUUGGAGCGUGAUCUUAUUAGCAAAUUGCCUUCACACCCAAGUGGUCACUUCAGCGGCACGGCACAAUUUCUCCUCCGCGAGAAGACAACUGAUGGUUUGCGAUGCGCCGGCAACCCCAGCGAAGACUCCACAAACGGAGACGAGCUAGUCAUGGAGUACCUCUACAUCGAAGAAGGCGAGUUCAAGACCAGUCAAGGUUUCGGCUUCAAAGCCACACGUCGCUACGUAUGGCGUUACAACGAGCUCAAAGACGUGCUAAGCGUCUGGUUUACCAAGCCCGAUGACCUCAAGCGAGCAGACUAUCUCUUCCACGAUGUCGAGUUUACAAAACCAACGGAGAAGGGGUGGGCGGCGAAGGCGGGUCAUUUGUGCAUUGAUGAUUAUUACGAUGUCAAGUACAACUUUGCGUUCCAGGCUGUGAAUCUGAAGGAGUGGCAGAUUGAGUAUACGGUCAAGGGGCCGAAGAAGGACUAUACAAUUACUGGGAAUUAUACUCGGUAG